AAAUAAGCUUCAUUCUGCAAACAAUUCUGGAUAAAAGAAAAAAAACCCAACUUUUUUUAAUGCACUGAUGAGCUGGCAAGAAAGUGAGGAAUACCCAGGCCAAAAAACUCAAGAAUCCAAAGAGCUUGAAGAGCAUUCUGUGAUGACCACGGUGAGCACACUACGCAAGGUGGAGGGCUCUACCUGACAUGUCUUGGGGGAUCUGCCAGACCAUGGCCCAUUCUCAGGGAAUCUGCUCCCACCUACAACCUGUGCGGGGUCACUGAUCUGAGAAACUUCUCAGGGGUCACGUUCCAGGGACAAUCCGACUCUGUGAAGGAACCCUCACUCAACUGCUGCCACGUUCCCCACGGGACCUGGAGGAAAGAUGGUGGUGAUCAAGGCCUGCGUGUUCUUCUUCCUGGUCCUAGAGGUCACCUCUCUGUUGGGGAGGCAGAUGAUGCUCACUCAGUCGGUGAGAAGAGCCCAGCCUGGGAAGAGGACCUCAGGCAUCUUUGCCAAGCCUGCUGACCCCCUGGACAGUCCUGGGGAGUGGACAACGUGGUUCAACAUUGACCACCCAGGUGGGCAGGGCGACUACGAGCGGCUAGAUGCCAUUCACUUCUACUACGGGCACCAGGUGUGUCCUCGGCCCCUGCGGCUAGAGGCUAGGACCACCGACUGGAUACCCGCAGGCAGCACUGGCCAAGUGGUCCAUGGCAGCCCCCUUGAGGGCUUCUGGUGCCUCAACAGGGAGCAGCGGCCUGGCCAGAACUGCUUCAAUUAUACCGUGCGCUUCCUCUGCCCGCCAGGAUCCCUGCGCCAAGACACAGAACACAGCCUCUGGAGCAUGUGGUCUCCCUGGAGCAAGUGUUCUGCUGCUUGUGGUCACCCUGGGGUCCAGACCCGAACACGCACCUGCUUGGCGGAGACGGUGUCACUGUGCAAUGAUGCCACCGAGGAGGGUCGGCUCUGCAUGGAGCAGGCCUGUUCAGCCUGUGACCUGACCUGCCCCAUGGGCCAGGUGAAUGCUGACUGUGACGCCUGCAUGUGCCAGGACUUCGUGCUGUAUGGGGUUGUCUCCCUCCCUGGGGGUGCCCCAGCCUCAGGGGCUACUGUCUACAUCCUGACCAAAACACCUAAGCUAUUGACCCAGACGGACAGCAGCGGGAGGUUCCGAGUCCCUGGCUUGUGCCCCGAUGGCAAAAGCAUCCUGAAGAUCACAAAGACCAAGUUUGCCCCUAUCAGGCUCACAAUGCCUAAGACUAGACUGAAGGCAGCCACCAUCAAGGCGGAGUUCAUGAGGGCAGAGACUCCAUACAUUGUGAUGAACCCCAAGGCAAAAGCACGGAGAGCUGGGCAGAGUGUGUCCCUGUGCUGUAAGGCCACGGGGAAGCCCAAACCAGACAAGUAUCUCUGGUACCAUAACAGCACACUGUUGGACCCCUCCCUCUACAAGCACGAGAGCAAGCUGGUGCUGAGGAACCUGCAACGGGACCAGGCCGGGGAGUACUUCUGCAAGGCCCGGAGCGACACUGGGGCUGCAAAGUCCCAUGUCGCCCGGCUGACUGUCAUAGCCCCCGAUGAGACUCCUUGCAACCCAACCCCCGAGAGCUACCUUAUCCAGCUGCCCCAUGAUUGUUUCCAGAAUGCCACCAACUCCUUCUACUAUGAUGUGGGUCGUUGCCCUGUCAAGACCUGUGCAGGGCAGCAGGAUAAUGGGAUCAGGUGCCAGGAUGCUGUGGAGAACUGCUGUGGGAUCUCCAAAACAGAGGAGAGGGAGAUCCAGUGCAGUGGGUACACACUGCCCACCAAGGUGGCCAUGGAGUGCAGCUGCCAGCGGUGUACGGAGACCCAGAGUAUCGUUCGGGGACGCGUCAGCGCCUCUGACAAUGGGGAACCCAUGCGCUUUGGCCACGUGUACAUGGGGAACAGCCGUGUGAGCAUGACUGGCUACAAGGGCACGUUCACCCUCCACGUCCCUCAGGACACUGAGAGGCUGGUGCUCACAUUUGUGGACAGGCUGCAGAAGUUUGUCAACACCACCAAAGUGCUGCCCUUCAAUAAGAAAGGGAGUGCGGUGUUCCAUGAGAUCAAGAUGCUUCGGCGGAAAGAACCCAUCACCUUGGAGGCCAUGGAGACCAACAUUAUCCCCUUGGGGGAUGUGGCUGGUGAAGAUCCUGUGGCUGAGCUGGAGAUCCCAUCCAAGAGUUUCUACCGGCAGAACGGGGAGCCCUACACAGGAAAAGUAAAGGCCAGUGUGACCUUCCUGGAUCCUCGGAAUAUUUCCACAGCUACUGCUGCCCAGAGUGACCUGAACUUCAUCAAUGAUGAAGGAGACACCUUCCCCCUUCGAACAUACGGCAUGUUCUCUGUGGACUUCACAGAUGAGGCCACCUCAGAGUCACUUAAUGUUGGCAAGGUAAAGGUCCACCUCGACUCAACCCAGGUCAAGAUGCCAGAGCACUUGCCCAUGAUGAAACUCUGGUCCCUCAACCCAGGCACAGGGCUGUGGGAGGAGGAAGGUGACUUCAAAUUUGAAAGCCAAAGGCGGAACAGAAGAGAAGACAGGACCUUCCUGGUGGGCAACAUGGAGAUUCGUGAGAGGAGGCUCUUUAACCUGGACGUCCCUGAAAGCAGGAGGUGCUUCAUCAAGGUGAGGGCCUACCGAAGUGAGAGGUUCUUGCCCAGUGAGCAGAUGCAGGGUGUCGUGGUCUCUGUGAUCAACCUGGAGCCCCGGACUGGCUUCUCCUCUAACCCCAGGGCCUGGGGCCGCUUUGACAGUGUCAUCACUGGUCCCAAUGGGGCCUGUCUGCCUGCCUUCUGCGAUGACCAGUCCCCUGAUGCCUACUCUGCCUACGUCUUAGCAAGCCUGGCUGGGGACGAGCUGGAAGCAGUGGAGUCUUUUCCUAAAUUCAACCCAAAUGCAAUUGGUGUCCCUCAGCCCUACCUCAACAAGCUCAAGUACCGCCGGACAGACCAUGAGGACCCACAGGCCAAGAAGACAGCUUUCCAGAUCAGCAUGGCCAAACCAAGGCCCAACUCAGCCGAGGAGAGCAAUGGACCCAUCUAUGCAUUUGAGAACCUCCAGGCAUGCGAGGAAGCACCUCCCAGUGCGGCCCACUUCCGGUUCUACCAGAUUGAGGGAGAUCGGUAUGACUACAACACGGUCCCUUUCAACGAGGAUGACCCCAUGAGCUGGACUGAAGACUACCUGGCAUGGUGGCCCAAGCCAAUGGAGUUCAGGGCCUGCUAUAUCAAGGUGAAGAUCAUGGGGCCACUGGAGGUGAACGUGCGAUCCCGUAACAUGGGGGGCACCCACCGGCAGACAGUGGGAAAGCUGUAUGGAAUCCGGGAUGUGAAGAGCACGCGGGACAGGGACCAGCCCAAUGUCUCAGCUGCUUGUUUGGAGUUCAAGUGCAGUGGGAUGCUCUAUGACCAGGACCGUGUAGACCGCACGCUGGUGAAGGUUAUCCCCCAGGGCAGCUGCCAUCGAGUCAGCGUAAACUCCAUGCUGCAUGAGUACCUGGUCAACCACCUGCCACUGGCGGUCAAUGACAACACCACUGAGUACACCAUGCUGGCGCCCUUGGACCCACUGGGCCACAACUAUGGCAUCUACACUGUCACUGACCAGGACCCUCGCACAGCCAAGGAGAUUGCGCUUGGCCGGUGCUUUGAUGGCACAUCUGAUGGCUCCUCCAGAGUCAUGAAGAGCAAUGUGGGAGUGGCCCUGACCUUUAACUGCGUAGAGAGGCAGGUGGGCCGUCAGAGUGCCUUCCAGUACCUCCAAAGCACCCCGGCCCGGCCCUCCCCCGCAAGCACUGUCAGGGGAAGAGCGCCCUCAAGGAGGCAGCGGUCAAGUCAGGGUGGCCAGCGCUGGCGCAGAGGGGCGGCCUCGCUGAGGUUUUCUGGGGUUGCUCAGCAGCCUCUGAGCAACUAAGGCUUGUGGUACUUCCCUUCUCCCCACAGCCAUUGUGAGACUGACACCCAAACUGUCACUCGGUUAACUUAAGCCCAUCUGUUCCGGUGCAACUUGCUCGUUUGUUUCUUCAUUCCCUUUCUUACUGUCUUUGUCUUGUGAUACUGAUUGGCAUGGAGCCCCCAAAAUGUCAAAAUAAAGCCUCUUUGCCCUGUUCUUUACAAGAAACACAGGAAAUUGGCCAUGGGCGAACUCUGUAGCUUUGAGCAUUCUUCAUUUAGUGCCAUUCAUGGAAAUGUCCUUCAUUUUCUUUUUUGCAUGGUUUUGCCCACCUCUACAAUAAGGAUAAUCUGAUGUUGAAGAUCAAAUAACCAAUAUAAAGCAUAUUUCUUGGCCUUGCUCCACAGGAUGUAAGCAAGGCCUCCAUCACAGUUCAUACAUAUAAAAGGUGGUGAAAUAUUUUUACUUGAAUUAUAAAUAACAUUUAUUUCUUUGCUGAAUCUGGAACUCUAGUGCACAUUCAGUGUUACACUGUUGAGUAUAAGGUAAUCAUAGUUCCUCUACCAAGUCUGGAAAAAACAUCUCCUGGUAUCCACAACUGCCCUAGGUUGCUAAUUAUAUUAGCGUGUUUCCCUUUAUAUUUGCUUUUGUUCUUUCUAGAAGCCCAGUGUGGCCCAGAACACAUGUCAAUAAAUGCACAUUUCGUACUUGA
This is a messenger RNA of Globicephala melas (long-finned pilot whale), 4613 nucleotides long. Lineage: Eukaryota; Metazoa; Chordata; Mammalia; Artiodactyla; Delphinidae. The record is from RefSeq and is a predicted model, not a curated record.